This is a messenger RNA of Ascoidea rubescens DSM 1968, 999 nucleotides long. It is a transcript of the gene YFH7, whose product is annotated as Yfh7p. The transcript has a single exon. The coding region runs from base 1 to 999 and encodes 332 amino acids. The record is from RefSeq and is a predicted model, not a curated record. NCBI's taxonomy places the organism in Eukaryota, Fungi, Ascomycota, Saccharomycetes, Ascoideales, Ascoideaceae. Gene Ontology annotation, cellular component: cytoplasm.
AUGGACUCAACAUAUAAUUAUUUGGCGGACAGAGCUUUGGAUCUUCUUGGUUCAAACUCAAGGGUUUUAAUCUUGUUGAUAGGAAUCCCCGGCUCUGGAAAGUCCACGCUAGCUAAAAAUGUUGUUGAUAUACUCAACUCAAGAUUUGAAAAGCAUAAUGAACUUCAAAAUCAAAAAGUAAAUUUCCAACAAAGCGAACAUAAUUCAGGAUCCUUUCAAGAAAAUAAAUUGGUAACUGGUGAUUUUGUUAGCAAGCUAGAGGACUUUAACAGCAACUCUGAAAUUCCUUUGGAAGAUGAAUAUUAUGUACCAAAAAAAAUAAAAAAAAAAAAUGAAAUAAUUAUAAGUGGGAGAUGUGAGGACAAUUCAAUUAAAUUAGUUUAUCCAAAAUUUAGUAGUAAACACACUUCUAAUGAUUUUGCUCAAAUAGUUCCAAUGGAUGGUUUUCAUUUGUCAAGAAAAGUCUUAAAACAAUUCAAAGACCCGGACAGGGCUAUUUUGAGAAGAGGAUCGCCCUUUACUUUUGAUUCUAAAAUGGUUGCUACUUUGAUAAAAUUAUUGGCUUCUACAUGCACUAGGAAGACGCUGAACCCCCCAAUAGAUAAAUUUCAGUUGAUUGAUGGAUCAAUAACAGGAAUUCCCGAUAUUUACGUUCCAAAUUUUAUUCAUGAAUUAAAAGACCCGACACCAUUUGGAAUUCCAAUUAAAUCAACAGCAAAGAUUUUGAUCAUAGAAGGAUUGUAUCUUUUAUUAAACCAAGGGCCAUGGAAGAGUAUUUAUUAUUCGCUAAGCAGAAAUCAUGAAAUCUGUUAUGAAAUUUGGAAAAUUGAAGUUGAAUUUAAUGUGGCCAGAGAGAGAGUGGCCAAAAGACAUUACGAAUCUGGUGGAAGCACCACUACUGAAGAGGGUUAUGAGAGAUUUGAUAUAAACGAUAGGCCAAAUGGGAAAUUAGUCGAAUUUAAUAGUUUUAGCGCUGAUCAUUACAUACAAAGUAUUUAG